UGACGCUGCGUGAAGCAGGAACUGGGCCAUGUGUUCGUGUUAUUUUCCACACUUCAGAGUGUUUUCGCGUGAUAUUAAGGGCCUUAGAUGCUGAACAGUAUCAGGAACGCAUCAUGAUAACACCAGCAUUUGAGCUGAGUCAAGACUCUGACUUUCUUACGCUGGUUAUCCGCGUCCCUUACACAAGAACAUCCGAGUUUGACGUCUACGUAGAUGGCGAGGACUUCAAAUUCUAUGCCAAGCCCUAUUUUCUCAGAUUGACUCUGCCUGGAAGAAUAAUCCAAGAUGGAAGAGAAAAGGCUUCGUUUGACAUUGAUAAAGGUCUCUUCACAAUGCGAGUCCCUAAGGAGACGGCAGGACAACACUUUGAGGGCCUGCACAUGCUCACCAGUCUCUUGGCCCCCAAAGGUUCCAGGUCUGCACAGCCUCUGGUCGAAGAGACUGGAGCAUGCAGCAUGAGCGAGGCAUGUCAGGAAGAUGAAGAAGAGGAUUUUGAUUGGCAGGUCGAGCAGCAGCCAUACAUUGAGUCCUCAGAAGACGACCUGAAAAAGCUGCAGAAAUAUGGCUUUGGAAACCUCAGGACUGGGGUUUUCUCUCGACUUCAGGAGGAGCUGUCAGAAGUGAUUGAUGUGACAGACCCGGAAAAUUCCACCCCUUCCAAAAGGAGAUCUGAUCGCUUAAUAGCAGAGACAUCCAUAUUCUGUUCAGACCACUAUCUGCUUGAUUUAUAUGAAGGUGAGGAGAUGAGGCUAGUCCAUGUCAAUUUUAAGCCCUGGUGGAGGGAGAUGAAGCCUGAAGAUGAAUCUACUGUGAUUUUCACCGAUGAGGAAAAAGAGCAAAUGAGAAAGUUCACAAAUCGUUCCUAUUUGCUGAAUAAGGCAACAAGACGCCACGUCUGGCUUAGUCUUGUCGACAUCAUCCUGGCCUACGUCUACGAUGUGCGCACUACAGAAGGAGAACACAACGUGGAGUCAGCGUGGACCAUCAGAAAAAUCAGCGGGACCUUAAGCUGGCUGGAGACAUAUCUCAGUCUACAAGAGGUUCUGGUGUCGUAUGGACGCAGGGUGCUGUGUUACCCGCUGUACCGCCACUUCAGUCUGAUUACCGCGGCGGUGCAGGACGCUGCUCACAUUUUCCAGGGUGGUAAGGCCUUUGUCCUGAAAUGCCUGUUAGCCAUCCAUAAGAUCUUCAGAUACAACGAGCCGGCCUACAUCCUCAACGACCUCUACAUCACAGACUACUGCGUUUGGAUCCAGCGGGUUAAGUCCAAACACCUAGUGGCCCUGGCUGAAGCGUUACACAAAGCUGAGCUGCAAAAGAACGAUCUGGACCUGGAGCUCGAGAUUCUGGAGGAAGCCGCUGAGCUGGUGGUAGAAGAGGAAAAGGAAGAGCGAAUAAAGAAGGAAACGCCAGCAAAGGAACAUGAGCAGGAGAAUGACUCCAGCAGCAGUGAGGAAGAGGAUGAAUGCUCAAGCAGCGAGGAAGAAGAAGAGUGCACCAGCAGCGAGGACGAAGAAGAAUGCUCCAGCAGUGAGGAAGGAGAGCAGCAUGGCAGCAGUGUUCCUAAGAGCGAAGACAAGGAGAAAAAAGAUAGACCAGCAGCAGCAGUGACUUGCCCCUGCUCUCAGGAGCUUAAGCAUGAAAAAAUCAUGAUCCAGGAGCUGGGAGAGAGGCUGGAGGAGGAGCUGAGGAUCAGCCAGGACGUGCCUCAAAUAAGCGUUCAGUCCAGCAGCACAGCGAGAGACGGAGAGGGAGCGGUUGUAGGACUGAGACAAACAGACAGCUCGCAGACGUCAGGAGCUCUGGGUGAAGUCGGAAUCACGGACACUGCAAGCGAUACAGCUCUUUUGGAGCGUCGUCACUGUACAAUACGCGUCUUGAAUACUGAGGAACUGGACAGUGACGACGAGGACGAGCCCAAUCAGUGAGUGUUCACAGGGACCCAAGAAGAUAAAAUGGACUUUUUUUUUUUUUUUUUGUGCUGAGGACUACAGUAUGUCUACCUUGAAUUCAAUCACUUUAAAUGAAUGUAAUAUUAAAUCCUUUUUUUGUUCUGCGUGUAAUAUUUUUGUAACUUUUCAAUCAUAGCUUGAAAUGAAAUAUAAAAUAUUUUCAUUAUAUUAAAAUCUUCUUUCAUUCCCUACA
This is a messenger RNA of Clarias gariepinus (North African catfish), 2145 nucleotides long. RefSeq names its product SHQ1, H/ACA ribonucleoprotein assembly factor (gene shq1). Gene Ontology annotation, biological process: box H/ACA snoRNP assembly. The transcript has 12 exons. Gene Ontology annotation, cellular component: nucleoplasm; cytoplasm. The coding region runs from base 114 to 1928 and encodes 604 amino acids. The record is from RefSeq and is a predicted model, not a curated record. Lineage: Eukaryota; Metazoa; Chordata; Actinopteri; Siluriformes; Clariidae.